GACAUACAACCCUGUUAUUCAUUCAUCCUUUUGGGUUGCCUCUGAAGUGAUUUCCCUGUGUGAAAAUUGGCAGGGCACCCAGGUACUUUAUUAGCCAACGUUCCCCAUAAGAACGCACACAUUGGCAAUCUCUCACUUUGCUCAAGCAGUUCCUCUUGCUACUUCAAGCGACCGUUAAACAGGAGCACCGGGCUGGCUCUUUAAUAUGAGAGCUGUGCUCAUCUACAAUAGGUGUCACUGUGCUGCUGCCGGUCCAAUCGUUCUUUGUGACUUCAGCGAUUGGCUCAGAGCGCAGCUUGUCUGAUUCCCAUCUGCGAGGCUCGAACACCUCUUGUGCUCCGACCCAUUCUGCACACAACUUGAGCCAGCCGGCAAACAGGCAGCCUUGCCACGCAUCCUGCUCUCAAGCUCUUUGCUUUGCCACGGCAGAGAGAGCGGCUUCAGGUGAUUCAGCCUGCAGCCGUUUGGGGAAAGCAAAUGAAACAGAGAAGCAAGAUGGGGAGGAGUUUAACCAACGAAGUCCUGGAUCAAACUUAAAAAGCCAACAUCUUAUCCAGCACAUCAGAGGGGGGGAAAGGGUCACCUUGCCCUGCUAGAAAAGAAGCCCAACCUCAGUUUUGUUGCUGCCUUGCUCAGCACCCCCUGCUCUCCCUGUUUACCUAGUUAAGCUAUCUGAUUGCACAGAGAAGGCUACUCAUGGUAGAUGACAAGGGAAAGAACAUGAAAUGUCUCACCUUCUUCUUGAUGCUUCCAGAGACAGUUAAGAACAGAUCUAAGAAAAGCUCCAAGAAGGUAAACAGCAGCAGCAGUAGCAAUAGCAGCCUUGGUGGCAGCAGCAGUGGAAGCAAAUUACCUCCAGUUUGCUAUGAAAUCAUCACCUUGAAGACUAAAAAGAAGAAGAAGAUGGCUGCUGAUAUUUUCCCCCGAAAGAAGCCGGCUAACAGUAACACAGCGGCCGUCCAGCAAUAUCACCAGCAAAACAUCAAUAACAACAAUAUUAUCCCAGCUCCUAACUGGCAGGGGCUGUACCCCACCAUCCGGGAAAGAAAUGCAGUGAUGUUCAACAAUGACUUGAUGGCAGAUGUUCAUUUUGUGGUUGGGCCACCAGGUGGGACCCAGAGGCUGCCAGGACACAAAUAUGUCUUAGCCGUGGGAAGCUCUGUAUUCCAUGCAAUGUUUUAUGGAGAGCUUGCGGAGGACAAAGAUGAAAUCCGUAUCCCAGAUGUGGAACCUGCUGCUUUCCUCGCUAUGCUGAAAUACAUAUAUUGCGAUGAAAUUGACUUGGCUGCUGACACCGUCCUGGCAACUCUUUAUGCUGCCAAGAAGUACAUUGUUCCUCAUCUGGCCCGAGCGUGCGUUAACUUCCUUGAGACGAGCCUUAGUGCAAAAAAUGCUUGUGUGCUCCUCUCCCAGAGCUGCUUAUUUGAGGAACCAGACCUGACAGAGCGGUGUUGGGAAGUGAUUGAUGCUCAGGCAGAGCUGGCUUUGAAAUCCGAAGGGUUCUGUGACAUUGAUUUUCAAACACUUGAAAGCAUUCUCCAGAGGGAGACCCUGAAUGCCAAAGAGAUUGUGGUUUUUGAAGCUGCUCUUAGUUGGGCCGAAGUAGAGUGCCAACGGCAAGAAUUGCCUGCCAGCAUAGAAAACAAGCGCAAAGUCCUUGGGAAGGCGCUCUAUCUGAUUCGCAUCCCGACUAUGGCUCUUGAUGACUUUGCGAAUGGUGCCGCUCAGUCAGGUAUUCUGACGCUCAACGAAACCAACGACAUCUUCCUGUGGUAUACUGCUGCCAAGAAACCAGAGCUACAGUUUGUGAGCACUACCCGGAAGGGCCUGGUUCCCCAGCGUUGCCACCGCUUUCAGUCGUGUGCCUACCGCAGCAACCAGUGGCGCUAUCGAGGUCGUUGUGACAGCAUUCAGUUUGCAGUUGACAAGCGAGUUUUCAUUGCUGGUUUUGGGCUCUACGGCUCUAGCUGCGGGUCGGCAGAAUACAGUGCAAAGAUCGAACUCAAAAGACAAGGUGUGAUCCUGGGGCAGAACUUGAGCAAAUAUUUCUCAGAUGGAUCUAGCAACACUUUCCCAGUCUGGUUUGAGUAUCCAGUGCAGAUUGAGCCAGAUACGUUUUACACAGCGAGUGUCAUUCUGGAUGGUAAUGAACUCAGCUACUUUGGACAGGAAGGGAUGACAGAAGUCCAGUGUGGCAAAGUAACUGUGCAAUUUCAGUGCUCUUCAGACAGCACCAAUGGCACGGGGGUUCAGGGAGGGCAGAUUCCAGAACUCAUCUUUUAUGCCUGAAAGAAGAUGGGCUUUUGAACAAGGAGCGUGUGAUUCUAUGGGGGGUGUGUCUGGUUCAGACCUAUUUGAUGCUUAGCUUGUCAUCUGCAGGUAUGUGUGAUCCUAAAUGCAUUGAACAGUGUGAUAUACGCUGUGCUUUUAUAGCAUAAAUGUAGUAUUUUUUUUCUGAAAAUUCCCAUGAUUUUUUAAAAAACUUAGCAAAGUAAAGUAGUUUCACAACCUUAUCAGAGAUGGGAUGGCCAUAUUAGGAGGGGAAAAGCAAAUCUAGAUGCCUGCCUUCUGUGUCAAGGGCCACUCUUAUUGCUCUUCAGUUUGUAACUUGUUAGCUCCCUCUGUUUUUUUAUAUUUAUGUUUUUGUUUCCUCCAUACGGAAGGCCUUUCAAGCUUAAAGGUAGUUUUUGCUUCACGCUGCUUGGGUAGCAGCAGUGUUACCUCUGGAUUCAAGUUGGCUUGAAAGUCUUCCAGAUGGACUUAGGGUCCUCCUGCACAUGCUACUUAGAUGUUGGGCAAGUCUGUUGAAAGAUAUCACCUACUCAUUCCACACAAUUGGACUGGGAGUUGAAGUGUCAAAUAAUGUGAAAGCUGAGGUUAACACUUCGCUGUCCUGUAAAUAAGAGAAUCUCAGAAUUGAUUAUUUUUGUACAUGGCAACAACGGAAAACCUUCCACUGCAGGGAACACAGUGAUGUAUACAUAGUUUCUCUUUGCUCCAAUACAAUUCUCCAAUACUAUUUCCCCAACACACUUCGUAAAAUCUGGGAAUAGUGGCAUCCAUACUUUGUCUGCUUGCCCAGUAUUGCACUAAUUGGUGUUUGGGAAGGUUAUUCUUGGAACACCAAUUCCCAAAAUCCCCCAUCUUGCAUGGCCAGUUAUGGGAGGGAUUCUGGAAGUUGUAGUCUCCAGAGAGUGACUCUCACAGGUUCUGCCACUAAUGCAUUGACGCGAGUGGUGUUUACAGCAUUGCAGUGCCUCGGUAAACAUUAGCUUCUUUCCUCUUACCCAGAGCUUUCCCCCAUUUAAUCAAAUUUGGAAAGUGUUAUACUGGCUGGCUUUAAUGGGUCCAGUCCCUUUUCCAUUAAGUCAGACAAUCUGAAGCAAAGGCAAGUUAAUUAAUUCUCUGGGUUUUAUUCUUCCCAAUGGUAGUUUGGAAACUUCAGCAUGAAAUUUAUUUUCCCAUCAGAGUGUCUUUUUAAAAAA
Messenger RNA from Anolis sagrei ordinatus, 3485 nucleotides. RefSeq names its product BTB domain containing 3 (gene BTBD3). Gene Ontology annotation, cellular component: cytosol. Gene Ontology annotation, molecular function: protein binding. Gene Ontology annotation, biological process: neurogenesis; dendrite morphogenesis; cerebral cortex development. Lineage: Eukaryota; Metazoa; Chordata; Lepidosauria; Squamata; Anolidae. The record is from RefSeq and is a predicted model, not a curated record.